AUGUCUCUUGCAGCGGACGCCUUUGUGUCACAAAUGGCAGCUGCUGAGCCUUGGCCUGAGAGUGCAACCUUGUACCAGCCACUGAAGGAGGAUCAGAUUUUGCUGUCAGAAUGCGCCUCAUCCCUCGCUGUGCAGGCCUACCUGCGGAUGUGUGGUUUGCCCGUGCAGGUGGUCUGCAAAGCAAAUGCCGAGUACAUGUCGCCUUCUGGCAAGAUUCCCUUUAUCCAUGUGGGAAACCAGGUGGUGUCGGAACUGGGUCCAAUAGUGCAGUUUACCAAAGCCAAGGGUCACUCUCUGAGCGAGGGCUUGGAUGACAUUCAGAGGGCCGAAAUGAAAGCAUACAUGGAGCUGGUCAACAACAUGCUGCUGACGGCUGAGCUGUACAUCCAGUGGUGUGACGACGGCACAGCUGCUGAGAUCACUCGCCCCAGGUACAGCAGCCCCUACUCGUGGCCCCUCAGCACCAUCCUGGCCUACCAGAAGCAGUGGGAGGUGCGGCGGAAGAUGAACGCCAUCGGUUGGGGAGGGAAAAACCUGGAGCAGGUUUAUGAGGAUGUGAGUCAGUGCUGUCAGGCUCUCUCGCAGCGCCUCGGAACGCAGCCUUUCUUCUUCAAUAAACAGCCGACUGAGCUGGACGCGCUGGUGUUUGGUCAUUUGUUCACCAUCCUAACCACCCGGCUGACCAGCACCGAGCUAGCCGAGCGCGUGCGGGGCUACGGAAACCUGCUGUCCUUCUGUCGGCGCAUCGAGCAGACCUACUUUGAGGACAGGACCUCCUGAAGGGGACCUCCUCCGCCCCCACACCACCAACGCACCAAACCAAACUACCAGACAUCUGUUUGUACCUAACUCGAAGCCGGUAAACUCACCAUUCACAUACCUUUAUUGCUGCUUCUGGUUCUUCUUGGACAUUCAGAAAAACACAUCUGCUGGUCCCUAAAAGAUUCCAAACAAUUUAUUUAUUAUUGUAAUUAUUAUUACUACUACUAGUCAUAGUCGCACUUAGUUUUUUCAAUAUUCCAAAGUGACAAGUGUCUCCUCCUUACUAUGGACAAGAAAAACAUUGCAUGACUAUAAUGAUGAAGAGUAUUACGUUUUCUUUUUGUGAAUGUAAGGUGCCUGUAAAAUAAAAUUGAUUGUAUCAAAUGAGAA
Molecule: messenger RNA, 1152 nt
Organism: Hippocampus comes (tiger tail seahorse)
Lineage: Eukaryota; Metazoa; Chordata; Actinopteri; Syngnathiformes; Syngnathidae
Gene: mtx2
Product: metaxin 2
Exons: 10
Coding region: 1-780 (259 amino acids)
Biological process (GO): mitochondrion organization
Cellular component (GO): SAM complex; cytoplasm
Source: RefSeq, a predicted model, not a curated record